Molecule: messenger RNA, 312 nt
Organism: Meloidogyne enterolobii
Lineage: Eukaryota; Metazoa; Nematoda; Chromadorea; Rhabditida; Meloidogynidae
Source: the annotation of a GenBank genome assembly
AUGUCAAAAAAUGUUCGUAGAAGUGAACAAAUUGGGACAGACGAAGCUGCUGAAUUUUUUCCACAAAGACAAAGUUUUGAAGAUGAAAAUGAUGAGGAUGACGGGGAAGAAUUUUUUGUCGGAGGUGAUCAUCAGGAGAGAAGAGGACGGGAACGAGAUUCAAGCCAUCAUCAUCACAAUAAUACUCAUCAUAAUCAAACUUUUGAUGAUGGUCACGAUAAUAAUAAUAAUAAUAACCAACAUCGUUAUCCAUUUACUACUCGACGUCGAAAGCGUGAAGCAACAUCUACAAUACGAAAUCGUUACCGUUAA